Messenger RNA from Perkinsus marinus ATCC 50983, 332 nucleotides. Its product is annotated as succinate dehydrogenase, putative. The transcript has 3 exons. The annotation marks the transcript as partial. The record is from RefSeq and is a predicted model, not a curated record. Gene Ontology annotation, biological process: mitochondrial electron transport, succinate to ubiquinone. Gene Ontology annotation, molecular function: succinate dehydrogenase (quinone) activity; electron transfer activity; flavin adenine dinucleotide binding. Lineage: Eukaryota; Perkinsozoa; Perkinsida; Perkinsidae.
GCACGCCAGUACAUCGACUAUUCGUGGUUACAAGGCAAGCUCUCUUUUUCGCUGCGGUUCAUGACCACUUCUACGAUGCUGUUGUAGUUGGCGCUGGCGGUGCCGGCCUUAGAGCCGCCUCCGGUCUUGUUGCUCACGGCCUCAAAACUGCCUGCAUCUCCAAAGUCUUCCCAACUCGCUCCCACACUGUGGCUGCCCAAGGCGGUAUAAAUGCUGCUCUCGGCAACAUGACCGAGGACGACUGGCGCUGGCAUGCCUACGACACUGUGAAGGGCUCCGACUGGCUCGGGGACCAAGAUGCUAUCGAACACAUGUGCCGCCUCGCCCCUCAA